CCCUCGGCCGCCGCCCCCGCCGCCGCCUGGCGUGUCAGGUGCCGUGAGAAGCGCCGAGGGAUAUGACUGGAGCCGACUUUCCAGAAGCGGCGCACGCAAGGCAUAGCUCCGCACGCAAGGGGGAGGCGACAGCAGAAGAAACUUUUCAACCCGAUAAAGUUCGCAGGCGCGCUUAGAUUGGCCUCCUCCUCCUUUCUUUCCGCCUCCUCCCUCCAGGAAUCUCCAGAGCACCCUCCCUCCCCUCCUCUCCCCAGUGUUCGUCCCGGCUUGGUUCCGGGCUGGGAGCCAAGGGCCUCGGACGCGGCCAGCGCGGCCCCGCGAUCUCCAGUGGGCGGCGCCACCUGGAGGAGCUUCUACGCGGGAAACUUCGGGGCCAGCUGCGGCGCGCCAGUGCUGGCCUUUGUGUGCCAGGGACGGUCGGGGCCCCGGGGCGGGGGAGCAGCGUCUUUCAGGGAUUCUUGAUCUCGCCGCGCAAGGUGGAGGGAGAACUUUGUGCAGCAAAGGGCCUGAUCUGACUGGCCGAUUUAUGUGCAAGAACGUUAAGAUAAAAUAAAAAUAAAACAACGUGGGAUGCUGUAAGGCAAACCGCCACCACAAGCGAGAUUUCCUCGUUUCCAAACUGACGGGUUUCCUUUCCAGGUUCGGGCGCCCAGGGAUCCCGAGCGGUUUUCUCUUGGGGAAGGAAGCUGAAGUCACCGAGAGGGAAGGGAGGUCGGGCUCUCGGGACGUGGAGCGCGUUCUCACCCAGAGCGCAGAGGGCUGCUCAGGUUCUGUCCCGAGCGCGCGUCCUGGGAAACCGUGUGGCCUCGAUCGGGGCUAAUUGUGAAGAGUGGGUUUCAGGGAAACGAAAAUUUCAUUCCACGGCUUCCAGGAAAGCUGCCAGCUACUGCGCCAAGGCCGUCGGGGCAAGCCGGGGGCGCCUCGCGUGACAGCCCUCGCGAGGCGACCCCAAUUGGAGUCCUAGAGACUUGGACCUUCCCGACGCGCCCCGCCCCCCGUAAGCCCCGCCCCUGCCAGGUCCGACUACCUCCUCCCCCAACGCAGACCUUAAAAAAGAAGCGGGAUGGCGCGUUUUGACUCUCCCGAGUGACGGUGUACAAACCCGCCACGCUUCUGCGACGCCAGCUGUCAGAGCCGUGCGGGAGCGGUGAGGGCUGGGAAUAGACUCCAUUCAUCGACCCCCAAUAGCAAUUCCCACGCAGUAAGAAAACCCUGACUUUGCCGAGGCCCCAGGUGCAGCUGGGCUCGGCAAAGGAGGUAUCUUUCUCCAUUCCCAUUCCAAUCCAAGCGUCCCUGGCUCUGACGACGCCUAGAGACUGCAGAGUGGGCGCUAAAGCUCCCAGAGCUGGCAACAGGUGUCCAGCGCGGGCCCCCGACUUCCUGGAGACACUCGGGUUACCGUCUUGAACCCCACAAAGAUCUCAGACGGUUCUCGGAGCCUGGCGCUGCUGGAAACCGCGCCUCCUCGCAGCAUGGCCACCAGCCUUAGCCCGGAGGAUCAUCUGCCGCCGAUCCCUCUGUCUGCCCAGCAGACCACGCUCCUGCUGCUCCUCUCGGUGCUAGCCGCGGUGCACAUGGCCCAGAGGCUCUUGAGGCAGCGGCGGCGGCAGCUGGGGUCCGCGCCCCCGGGUCCUUUCGCAUGGCCUCUUAUCGGAAACGCGGCGUCGAUGGGCCCGGCGCCGCACCUCUCAUUCGCACGCCUGGCGCGGCGCUACGGCGACGUCUUCCAGAUCCGCCUGGGCAACUGGCCGGUGGUGGUGCUGAACGGUGAGCGCGCCAUCCGCCAGGCCCUGCUGCAGCAGGGCGCCGCCUUUGCCGACCGGCCGCCCUUCGCCUCUUUCCGCGUGGUGUCGGGUGGUCGCAGCCUGGCUUUUGGCCAGUACUCGGAGAGCUGGAAGGCGCAGCGGCGCGCGGCGCACAGCACGAUACGAGCCUUCUCCACGCGCCAGCCGCGCGGCCGCCGGAUCCUCGAGGGCCACGUGCUAGCUGAGGCGCGGGAAUUGGUGGCGCUGCUGGUGCGCGGCAGCUCGGGCGGCGCCUUCCUGGACCCGCGGCAGCUGACCAUAGUGGCCGUGGCCAACGUCAUGAGCGCCGUGUGCUUCGGCUGCCGCUACAGUCACGACGACGCCGAGUUCCGCGAGCUGCUCAGCCACAACGAGGAGUUCGGGCGCACAGUGGGAGCGGGCAGCCUGGUGGACGUACUGCCCUGGCUGCAGCGCUUUCCCAACCCCGUGCGCACCGCCUUCCGCGAAUUCCAGCAGCUCAAUCGCAACUUCAGCAACUUUGUCCUCGACAAGUUCCUGAGGCACCGCGAAAGCCUUCGGUCCGGGGCCGCUCCCCGCGACAUGAUGGAUGCCUUAAUCCUCUCGGCGGGAAAGGAGGCGGGCUCGGGCACGGACGUGGCGUACGUGCCGGCCAGCAUCACUGACAUCUUCGGCGCCAGCCAGGACACACUCUCCACCGCGCUGCAGUGGCUGCUUAUCCUCUUCACCAGGUAUCCAGAAGUGCAGACGCGGGUACAGGCGGAACUGGACCAAGUGGUGGGUCGGGACCGCCUGCCCUGCCUGGAUGACCAGCCCCACCUGCCCUACGUCAUGGCCUUUCUUUAUGAAGCCAUGCGCUUCUCUAGCUUUGUGCCAGUCACCAUCCCUCACGCCACCACGGCCAGCGCGUCUGUCUUGGGCUACCACAUCCCCAAGGACACAGUGGUUUUUGUUAACCAGUGGUCCGUGAAUCAUGACCCGGUGAAGUGGUCUAACCCAGAAGACUUUGAUCCAGUCCGAUUCUUGGACAAGGAUGGCUGCAUCAACAAAGACCUGGCCAGCAGCGUGAUGAUUUUUUCAGUGGGCAAACGGCGGUGCAUCGGGGAAGAGCUUUCCAAGAUGCAGCUGUUUCUCUUCAUCUCCAUCCUGGCUCAUGAGUGCAAUUUCAGGGCCAAUCCAGACGAGCCCCCGAACGUGGAUUUUAAUUACGGCCUGACCAUUAAACCCAAGUCAUUCAAAAUCAAUGUCACCCUCAGAGAGUCCAUGGAGCUCCUUGAUCACACUGUGCAAAAGUUACAAGCCGAGGAAGACUGCCACUAAGAAGCCAGAGGCAAGCAGAAAUGUGAUAAGUACUUGGGGGCAUGGGGAGUAAAAUUAGCAUGUUUGUUUGUUUUUUUUUCCUGGCUCCUCAGUUAGCCUCUAAAGUGAGCAUAUACCAACUGACCCGCAGAUAAUGUGCUUCACGCACGUGUCCUCAGAAUGGCACCUCGUGAGUGCUGGGCUGUGCAGAGGCUCUGGGAGAGUUUUGGAGUCAAAGAGUGAAAGGGCCCAAAGAAUUUUUAUACAUACCUAAUGCUGGUAAUAAUAAUUUCUUGAGGGAGCAUUCUUUGGAGUUAAAAAAAACAUGAGCACACAUACAGAACUACCUGAUUUCAGUAGCCACACUGUGCAGGGUGGGAUCCAAAUUUGAUGUUCUGUGUGCACAAGUCAGCUCCAUAGAAAUUUGUAUUAAGCAAAGUUUCAGAAAAUGUUGUUAAAUGCACAAAGGCAAAUAAUUUCAGUGUAAGAUACGUGAUUUGGGGUGAUAAGGGAAAAGGUGAAGACCAGAAAUUCCCUUCUCACCUUUUCAAAGAAACAGCUUAGUUAGACGCUAAUAUCUAUGGGUGGAUUUCUCUUUUUGCUCACUGAUAUUCUUUCUCUUACUUUUUGGGUCAUCAUAGAGUCAUUUGCUUGAGAAGAAAUUAAUAGUAAUUGAUUUAGUGGGUUUCAGUGAUUUAUUAUGAAUUUUUAAGUGAAAAUUGUUUAAUUGUAAACAAUUCCAAGCUGAAACCAUACCUCUCUUGGGUGCCAGAGUACAGAAUUUCAAUUAUGAGCAAAAACAAAAACAAAAAAUUUCUUACCAGCUCAACUAAGCUUUAAAUUAUAUGAUUGUAAUGUACUGAUUUCAGUAACUGUCAUAUGUUAAAAAAAGUCACCGAAUAGUAUUCAAAGUAUAUACAUAUAUUACAUAAUUAUCCAUAAGCAAUUAUAUAUUAGAUACUUUAGUAUUAAGUAGUAUUAGUUAUUUUGGUCAAGUAAAGGUUGAACAAUGUCUUUUAUAAUGUCAUAGCAAAUAAAAAGUACAACCAAUUUAACCAGUUUUGGUUCAAAUACAUGAUAGGAGCUUGAUUAAAUCAGCCACUUAUUUUUGACAUCAUGGAAACCGAGUUGAAGCAGUCUCUUUUCUCAUUCAAAACUUGGAUGAGAAUUGAAAAAAAUCUCAAAAUUGGAUCUGUAAAAUGUGUUCCUUAUCACUUGACAACAUAUAUAUUAAAAUUAUAUUCACAAUACAGAAUCUCUUUGAAAUUGAUCUAGUUAAUAUGUUAUCAUUCCAAACUCUUGGCAUGCUUAAAAUUUAAUUUAAUUUUAAAGCUAUUCUGAUUAUUGCAUUCCAGUUUAAGUUACUGGAAAUCUGACCAUUAGCCUGUGGAAGGCAGAGAGAUUUAACCUAUGUCUGCCGGAUGAAUAGUGAAAAAUGCAAUGAAUUAUCUGGAUGUUCUCUAUUAAAUAAACUAGGGGGCAAUUUCCCAUUAUAAUGGAGUUAGUUUCUCUUUUAAAUGAGUUUUUAAAAGGUAGCAUUGGUGUUUGUGUUUUGGGAAGUGAGAAUCUGUCUUGGGAGGUUGUGUUGAGGAUUGCAUUGUGUUUCAGUGGAGUCAGUCAGAUCAGAUGUACUGCUUGAGAUGGCCAAUGCAGUGAGCAGUCACUUUGGUAAGUGUGAAAACAUAAAGCUUGAACAAAAUGUUGAUGUUCGGUUUAUGUAAAUAACCUGAAAACCUUUUUUAAAAAAAAGUGACGGAAGAUCGCAAAAGUACAAAGUGAAGUUUGAAGUUGGAACUUUUGGUGCUUGUAAACAUCCAAAGGAAGUUGUGGAGUUGUGCUGGGUCCUAAAAGCUUACUGCUUGUUACAUUUUAUUAAGCUUUUUGGAAUCUUUUUAUCAAAAUGAUAAAGGAAGGAGUGUAUGAUGGUUCUGUGUGGGAGUGGUAAGAGAAAAGAAUGGAAAAGAAAAAUGAUUAAACAUUUCUCCACUCAUUUAAAAUUAAUUUGAAGUAUGACUACAAAAAAGAUGUUUUGCAUGCAGUGUUAAAUCCCAAGUAGAUGAAAAAGAAGUCUACAACACAGCAGCUCAAUUUUAUAAAUUGAAAUUUUUAUUAAUACAAAUUUGAUGUAAUUUUAAUUUAUAAAACCUUACAGCCUAAUCUCUUGAAUAUGAAAAACUGUGCCAGUAUUUUUAAAGGCACUAAAGUCAUCUAUUGAAAUCAGGCUUACCCAAUGCAUUUCAAUUUUUUGGACACUAACUAUUCUAAAACAUUGUUAUCCACCCUUCCCUGCCCCUGGAGCAGGGUGAGAUGGUAAUUUGGGGCUGCCCUAGCCUACUUGCUCUGAGAGAUGUGUGGCUGCAAAAGUAACAUGUACCAAUCUGAAUGCCUCAUUAAGUCAACCAGGUCCAGAUGUGCUGUAAUCUGUUUUUAUGUGUGUAGGUUCAGUUCAUCUGCUUGUGGACAUAGAAGAAAGUAAGGUGGGCGCGGGGAGGUUUCCUGGCUUAUUUAAUAUGUUUGUAACCCAGUUGAAGGAAGGAAAGCAAAACCAAAACAAACAAAUAAAAAGAACCACAUUUAGGGGCUACCGUAAUCAGGUUACUGGCUUAAUCAGAAAACCUCAUUUAAUUUCUGCUAGAGAAAGUGUAUUUGCCUGUCACCGCUUUAGACAGAACAUCUACUCAAGGUUAUUGCAAUAGUUAAAGUAUAUCGUUCAUUAAAUGCUUCAUUUAUAUAUCAAAGUUUUGAUUUUGUAAGAAAAUUGCUUUUUUCCCAAAACAAGAGGAAGAUGUCUCAGGUUUGUUUUGUGGUUUAUCUAAAAGCUUUCAUGUCUCAGAACUUAGCCUUUACCUGUGAAAUGCUAUUACAGCCUUAAUAUUUUCAUAUUAGAUCUAUAUUAGAUCAGAUAGUUGCACUGCAUCAUAUAUUAAUUUGAAUGUUUUUUAGCUAUGACACAACAGUGUAAUGCAAAGGUAUGCUUUAGUACAUGUAUAUCCAAGGAUAAGUUCAUACUUAACCUUUUCUUAUUUUUGUACUUUAUCAUGUAUGCUUUUCAUAUGUACACAGCAGCUAUAAUACAUUGUUGUAACUGAAAUAGAUUUUGGGGACACAGCAUUAAUAUGUGGCUUUUACUGCUUGAUACACCAAAUUAAAAAAAAAAUUCUGUAUCUGUAAUUACCUAUGAUAGGACACCAUUUCCAAAAUAAAAAUCACUUUCAUAAUCUU
Molecule: messenger RNA, 6284 nt
Organism: Vicugna pacos (alpaca)
Lineage: Eukaryota; Metazoa; Chordata; Mammalia; Artiodactyla; Camelidae
Gene: CYP1B1
Product: cytochrome P450 family 1 subfamily B member 1
Biological process (GO): progesterone metabolic process; hormone biosynthetic process
Molecular function (GO): iron ion binding; steroid 17-alpha-monooxygenase activity; heme binding
Source: RefSeq, a predicted model, not a curated record